Molecule: messenger RNA, 720 nt
Organism: Lathyrus sativus (Indian pea)
Lineage: Eukaryota; Viridiplantae; Streptophyta; Magnoliopsida; Fabales; Fabaceae
Source: the annotation of a GenBank genome assembly
AUGGCGGAAAUGGUGGUGUCUUUAGCUGUUGACCAACUACUUCCAUUGUUGAGGGAAGAAGCCAAUUUAUUGAGGGGUAUUCACAAGGAGUUUGCAGACAUUAAAGAUGAACUGGAAAGUAUUCAAGCAUUCCUUAAGGAUGCUGAUAAAAGAGCCGCAACAGCUGAAGGAGACAACACUAGUGAAGGAGUCAAAACUUGGGUGAAGCAGGUUAGGGAAGCAGCUUUUCGCAUUGAAGAUAUCAUUGAUGAUUAUAUGAUCCAGGUGGGACAGCAGCCCCCUCAUCCUGGCUGUGCAGCUUUGAUCCAUAAGCUCAAAAGUAUGAUCCCCCGCCGUCGAAUAGCGUCUGAGAUUCAAGACGUUAAGUCAUAUAUUUGCGGGAUAACGAAAAGAAGUGAAAAAUAUGGCUUCCAACGUUCUUUAGAACAAAGAUCAAGCAGUUCUAGAGAAAGCCGAAAUUCCAAAUGGCACGACCCUCGAGUGGCUGCUCUUUACAUUGAAGAAUCUGAAGUUGUGGGCUUUGAAGUGCCAAGGAAAAGAUUGACUGAUUGGAUGGUAAAGGGAAGGGAAGAGCGGACUGUAGUUUCUGUGGUAGGAAUGGGGGGCAAGGAAAAACCACUCUUGCCAAGAAAGUUUUUGACAGCAAGGAUGUCGUCAGACACUUCGAUUGUCGUGUGUGGAUCACAGUCUCUCAAUCAUAUAAUGUUGAAGACUUGCUGA